ACUUUUUCUCCAGAACAAAACCUAACAGGCAUACAUACACAAUUUCACACAAAUAUGGGAAAUAUGAGGAACUUGCUGAAGAUGAUACUUGCGUUUGUGUUUGUUGGAUGGAUUUUUAUAUGGAUAAUGAUUUCGACUAAGGUUUACAAAUACGAUUGGACUCCGAAACUUGCUAAGUAUUUUAACACUACUUAUUUUGGCCCUCAAGGCACGAAUCUUGUGCUACUUACGAUUCCAAUGAUGUUCAUUGCGGUCGUGAGCUGUGUCUAUUUGCAUAUUCAGAAGAAACAAACUGAUAUUCAACGUUCCGAGAGUAAAUGUAAAGUAAAAGGAGGGAUGGGGCGGGUGAUGAUGGUGAUGAAUCCAUUGGGGAUAGUAACCUCAACGGACCUGACUUUCUCUAUCCUGUUUGUGUCUCUUUUGACUUGGGCUCUCGCCAAUUACCUCUACAUUAGCUAUAACGUCCAACUUUACAAUCACGACAACGCUAAGAUAUGGCAGGCGAAGUUUAGGGCUUUUGGGUUGAGAGUAGGGUACGUGGGGCACUUUUGUUGGGCCUUUUUGUUCUUUCCUGUCACAAGAGCCUCUACGAUUCUGCCACUCGUCGGAUUGACUUCCGAGUCAAGCAUCAAAUAUCACAUUUGGCUCGGACAUAUCUCCAACUGCCUCUUCCUCCUUCACACCGUGGUUUUCCUUAUCUACUGGGGCAUGACCAAUCAGUUAAUCGAGAUAUUUGCAUGGAGCAAGACUUAUGUGCCGAAUUUAGCCGGAAUCAUAGCAAUGGUUAUCGGAAUAGCGAUUUGGGUGACGAGCACAGCUUACUUCAGACGAAAGAAGUUUGAGAUUUUCUUCUACACUCACCAGCUUUACGGUCUCUACAUAAUCUUCUAUGUGUUCCACGUGGGAGACUCAUGGUUAUGCAUGAUCUUGCCCAACAUUUUCCUCUUCUUCAUAGAUCGCUACUUGAGGUUCCUACAGUCAAUGAAGCGAUCACGGCUCGUCAGUGCAAGGCUCUUACCUUCUGAUAACAUCGAACUCACUUUCUCCAAAGUUCCUGGACUUCAUUACAACCCAACAAGUAUACUAUUUGUACAUGUGCCAAGCAUUUCCAAGCUGCAAUGGCAUCCCUUCUCAAUAACCUCAAGCAGCAAUUUGGAGGAAGACAAAGUAAGUGUUGUCAUCAGAAGACAAGGGACUUGGACUCAGAAGCUCUACGACCAUAUCUCUUCUUCUUCUAUCGAUUCUGUCGAAGUCUCGACUGAAGGACCUUAUGGACCUACCUCUUUCGACUUCUUAAACCACGACUCUCUGAUACUAGUAAGCGGCGGAAGCGGAAUCGCUCCGUUCAUUUCAGUCAUCAGAGAGAUUAUUUUCCAGAGUCAGAACCCGAACACAAAACUACCAGAUCUUCUUCUUGUUUGCUCCUUCAAACAUUACCAAGAUCUUUCCCUUUUAGACCUAAUUUUCCCUCCCUCAGGCAUAUCAGUCUCAGAUAUUUCCAAGUUGAAGCUUCGAAUAGAAGCCUACGUAACAAGGGAUAACGAGCAGCCGCAAACAUCAACAUCCGACGAUGGAAAUCAUGUGAAGACGAAAUGGUUCAAACCAAACAACAAAGAUUCACCCAUCUCACCUGUUCUUGGACCCAACAACUUACUAUGGCUUGGCGUUGUGAUCUUGACAUCAUUCGCAAUGUUUCUACUUCUCAUAGCCAUCGUCACACGCUAUUACAUGUACCCUGUGGACCGUGAAGGAAGUGUAUACAACUUCACUUACAGAUCGCUCUGGGACAUGUUUCUUGGAUGUCUCUGCAUUUUCAUUGCUUCAAGCGCGGUUUUCUUGUAUCGCAAGAAACAAAACAACGAGGGAGUCCAUGAUUCGAAUAAGAAGAAACGGAGCGUCAUAGACUUUCAGACGCCAACAUCUUCUCCUUCCUCAUGGCUCGGUGACAACACCGAGAGAGAGCUGGAGAGUGUCCCGUAUCAGUCUAUAGUACAAGCCACUAAUGUUCACUUCGGCUCUAAACCUAAUCUAAAGAAGAUAAUGUUUGAGGCAGAAGGUUCAGAAGACGUGGGAGUAAUGGUGUGUGGACCAAGAAAGUUAAGACACGAGGUAGCAAAAAUCUGCGGCUCUGGUUUGGCUAAAAAUCUCCACUUUGAGGCAAUUAGCUUCAACUGGUGAUCUUUCCCAACUUCCCAGCUUCCAUUUAUUGUUUUUUUUUUUUUAAUUUUAUUGUUUUGCGUGAUUGCUUGAGAAACAAGGAAUGGUUUGUAAAAUGUACGAUACCUUGUGGGUGUGCGUCUUCGUGGUGAUCAUCGCGUUAUGAUUAUCGUCAUCCUCGGUUAUAGCGUACGUUCUGAUGAGAUUUGAUCCAUCUUAACGGAAAAAACCUUAAUUUGAGGAGUACUGUUGCACUCGACUGAAGUUAUGUAUUCAAAUUAUGUGUGAGAUUGAGAAUGAGACUGUUAUAUACAUAUUUUAUUUUCUAUAAUAAGAUAUGUGUUAUGAA
This is a messenger RNA of Thlaspi arvense, 2506 nucleotides long. NCBI's taxonomy places the organism in Eukaryota, Viridiplantae, Streptophyta, Magnoliopsida, Brassicales, Brassicaceae. The record is from the annotation of a GenBank genome assembly.